AUGGGAAUCGGUAGUCCACUCGGCCGCGAGGGGCUCGGUCCCGACCCGAUGCUCGGUCUCGACCCGGUGCUCGGCCCACGGCCCUCCAGCGAUCCUCCGUCUUCGAUCCACGAUUUCGCCCAGCAACAUAAAUCCCCGGCACCAAAUGGGGGCAAGAGCGACCAUGAAGACAGAAGCUCUGAGCCGAUAAGUCUCGACAAAGGCAAACCGGCAGAUCGGCCAGAGUCCUCGGAGAAGCGACAUAACCAAAAGAAGAAGGGAUUCGACCUCGAAGAACUACUGGAUCAAGCCGACUCACCAUUCACGGAGGAGAUCAUGAGAGAGAAGAGGACGACAGAGAGUCUGCACGACUAUGUAACUCGGUUCAACAAGGAGAAGCUGCAGGUAGAAGGCCUUACAGACGCUGUAUCUCUGCUGGCCUUCAUAUUCGGCGUCAGGGAUGAACAUUUGUCAUUUUCGUUCGGAAAGAGAACACCGAGUACCUUCUCGGAGGCACUGAGCCGAGCUCAAAGGUACAUGAGCGCUGGUGAGUUCUUUUACUCAAAAAGGGAGUCAAACGGAAAGCGAACUGACCAAAAGAGGGAGAGGUCGGGAGAUAAACCGCAGGGGUCGAGAUGGGAGAAGAGGGAUCGGAGUUGCCAGAAAGAUCCACCCCAAAAAUUUGAAAAGUAUACCUCGACCACCGUUCCACUCGAGCAAGUGCUGAUGGAGAUCAAAAACCAAAGGUUGCUUAAGUGGCCGGAAAGGAUGAACGCCUCGUCAACUAAGCGAAGUAAAGGCCGAUAUUGCCUUUUCCACUGGGAUCAUGGCCAUGCAACUCAGGAUUGUUUUGAUCUUAAGGAAGAGGUGGAAGGACUAAUCCUAAGGGGCUACCUUAAAGAGUAUGUAGAGGAACCUAAAGCGACACAAAACGGCGAAAGCGACAAGUCUCCCGCUCGAGAGAUUCGAACUAUAAUGGGAGGCCCCAUAGAAAGAGAAUCUGGGAGAAAAAGAAAACCAGAUGUGCGAGAAGCUAGGGCGAGUCGCGAGCAAAAUGAGGUCUACCACGUGUAUACUACAAACCGACCGGUGACGAUUGAGUUUUCAGAGGACGAGGCGACUCACCUCCUUCACCCUCAUAACGAUGCACUGGUUAUCACUUUGAAGAUAGCAAAUGUGAGAGUACAUCGAAUCUUGGUGGAUGGGGGCAGCUCGGCGGAUAUCAUCUCCUGA
This is a messenger RNA of Momordica charantia (bitter melon), 1212 nucleotides long. The record is from RefSeq and is a predicted model, not a curated record. NCBI's taxonomy places the organism in Eukaryota, Viridiplantae, Streptophyta, Magnoliopsida, Cucurbitales, Cucurbitaceae.